Erinaceus europaeus (western European hedgehog) is the source of this 1310-nucleotide messenger RNA. It is a transcript of the gene QDPR, whose product is annotated as quinoid dihydropteridine reductase. The record is from RefSeq and is a predicted model, not a curated record. The transcript is spliced from 8 exons. Gene Ontology annotation, molecular function: 6,7-dihydropteridine reductase activity; NADPH binding; NADH binding. Lineage: Eukaryota; Metazoa; Chordata; Mammalia; Eulipotyphla; Erinaceidae. Gene Ontology annotation, biological process: tetrahydrobiopterin biosynthetic process; L-phenylalanine catabolic process. Gene Ontology annotation, cellular component: cytoplasm. Bases 49 to 828 code for a protein of 259 amino acids.
CCGGUCCCGGGCUUUCGGCGGAGGCGGCGGCGGGAGCGCGGCAGCAGGAUGGCGGCGGGCGCGGGCGAGGCGCGCCGGGUGCUGGUGUACGGCGGCCGGGGUGCGCUGGGCUCCCGCUGCGUGCAGGCUUUCCGGGCGCGCAACUGGAUUAUGAGAGGGAGAAAGAACCAGAGCCUUCCUUCAGCACACAUGAUGCUGUGGGUGGCCAGCAUUGACGUGGUGGAGAAUGAAGAAGCCAGCGUCAGUAUCGUGGUGAAGAUGACGGACUCAUUUCCCGAGCAGGCCGACCAGGUGACUGCUGACGUCGGGAAGCUCCUGGGGGAACAGAAGGUGGACGCCAUCCUCUGUGUGGCUGGAGGAUGGGCCGGUGGCAGUGCCAAGUCCAAGUCUCUUUUUAAAAACUGUGACCUAAUGUGGAAGCAGAGCAUGUGGACCUCCACCAUCUCCAGCCACCUGGCCACCAAGCACCUCAAGGAUGGAGGCCUUCUGACCUUGGCGGGGGCCAAGGCGGCCCUGGAUGGGACUCCGGGCAUGAUCGGCUACGGCAUGGCCAAGGGCGCAGUCCACCAGCUCUGCCAGAGCCUGGCGGGGAAGAACAGUGGCAUGCCCUCGGGCUCGGCUGCCAUCGCCGUGCUGCCGAUCACCCUGGACACCCCCAUGAACCGGAAGUCCAUGCCUGAGGCCGACUUCAGCUCCUGGACGCCCCUGGAGUUCCUAGUGGAGACCUUCUAUGACUGGAUCACUGAGAAAAACCGCCCGAGCUCAGGAAGCCUGAUCCAGGUGGUUACCACAGGGGGAAAGACGGAGCUGACCCCAGCAUAUUUUUGAACUACUCCUCAGUGUUUGUGAGGGAAAGGCCAGAGGUGCCCAUCUAGCUCAAUGUGGUCAUGUCAGUGUUUCUUGUCAUCCUGUGAGUGGUACGAGACCAUCCUAGUUUUCUCUCUCAUGACAGGCUGCACCUGCUCGCCUGCCGGUACAAAUCCUGUGAAGCCAGCAGGUGGCACUGUAGAUCUGUUAGUUCCCAGACCUGGGUGGUCUCUGUUGAGUCCUCUCUAUCUGUGCCAUGUUGAAUUGUCUUCAAGACUCUGUUCCCGAUGUCACUGUCACCCAGAUGAGUUGAGAGGUUGUCAUUUUCGGAGGGGUUCGGGGGCUCAAAUUAGUUUGGAAUGUGUCACUGAUGUCGUUUUUGUAGCCUCUAGCGAAACUGCCUUAAGACUUGUUGUGUGGUGUGAAUGGUCCCCCGGGCUCUGUAGAGGGACCACAGGUGGUGAUUGGGGGAGUUUUUCUUCCUAAUAAAUGUUCUUGAUGAA